Parnassius apollo (apollo) is the source of this 1020-nucleotide messenger RNA. The record is from the annotation of a GenBank genome assembly. NCBI's taxonomy places the organism in Eukaryota, Metazoa, Arthropoda, Insecta, Lepidoptera, Papilionidae.
AUGAUUUUAGCAGAUUCAUUUUGUCAAAACGCUAAUGCCCGCUUAAAUGAAUUUUCAACAACUGAAAGUGACAGUCCCUUGAUAGUACAAUUUGCUUCUAAUAAUGUAAAUGAUUUUGUAGAUGCUGCUAAACUAGUGUAUCCAUAUGCUGAUGGUGUUGAUUUAAACUGUGGUUGUCCUCAAAGGUGGGCAAUGAAAGAUGGUUAUGGAUGCGCAUUAUUGUACAAACCAGAAGUUGUCUAUGAAUUGGUAAAAGGUAUAAAAAACAACCUUCCAACCAACUUCAGUAUAUCUGUGAAGUUAAGAAUUUUGGAUGAUUUAAAAAAGACUGUAGCAUUGUGUCAGCAGUUGGAAAAAAGUGGCAUAAAUUUUUUAACAGUCCAUGGACGCACUCCUUCACAAAAGAACAGUGACAACAUUGACACUAACGCGUUGAAAACUGUAUGUGAAUCAGUUAAAGUACCUGUGAUUGCAAAUGGUGGCAUAAAAACAUUAGAAGAUGCUGAUAAUUUACAUAAUAUAACUAACUGUAGUGGUGUGAUGGCUGCAAAUGGUAUUUUGGUCAACCCAGCUCUAUUCAGUGGUGCAAAAACGACUCCUAUGAGUUGCGUUAAGUUGUGGAUGGACAUGAAGAAUAAGCACCAGGAUAAAAUAACAUUUCAGUGUUAUCAUCACCAUUUGGUUUUCAUGCUUGAGAAAGUACUGACGAGACAACAGAAGCAAGUUUUUAAUUAUCUUUGCACAUUUAAGAGUGUUGAUGAAUUCAUAACUACUAACUUAAUAAUACCAAGUGAUUUGAAUACACAUUAUAAUAUUGAUAACUUUGUGACUUGUGACUAUGCUGAUGAAAUAACAAUGAAACAUACUAGUAAAUGUCGACGUUGUGGCAAAAGCAUAUGCUAUUGUAGCUGUACCAAAUAUGAUUACGAUUUAAAUACCGGAAGUUUCUUUACUUCAUAUGUACAGAACUUUGACCAUUUAGAUUAUAUGGACUGUAAUAUUUUUGAGGAAACAAUUUGA